ACAAAUGGCAGCCUCCAUAGGGGACUCCGGCGGCGAUUGUUUACUUAAAUCACUUCUAAUCGCACUGAUUAUCGCUUCAGAUCCGUCGGGUCCAUCGUUCGCCGAUCCGGACAUUAGCGGCAAUCCGUGCCGACGUGAUAUUGUGCUUUCAUUGCCGUGACAGUGUACGGAAGAGGCGAUGAGUGAAGAGAGCGAUACGACGGCCGCCGAUGCUACGCUGUCUCCGAAACCCGCGGAAGACUGUGCGGCUGGCGAUGCCAGUCCCAGUGCCGUUGCCACGGUCGUGUCCGCCACAGACGAGAGAGCCGACGUGGACAUCGAUGUGGACGACGACGGCCGUGCGCGACACCAGAGGCCCAAGCGUCGCAGCCUCCCCACGACCACCUUCGGCUGUCCGGUGUGCGGCGUGACGCUCCGGCAGCAAGAGCUGCAGCAGCACUGGCAGGUGGAGGUGGACAGGCUGCAAGGAAUCGCCAGGAACGUGGCGAGAAGGUACCGGUCUGAAUCGACGUCAGCAGGCCGCUUCAGCUGGAUGAACCCUCGUCGGCGGUCCUUCGAGCGAGUGCGCUCCAACCGCGGCCAGAGGCGCCAAGGCACCCAGGUUUAUUGUCCCGUGUGCCAAAUCGCCCUCCGAGGUCCUCCCGAACUUCUCGCCGAGCACGUCAACGAAUGCCUAGCCAUGCAACAACCGGAGGACGACGACCUGACGGACGAGGACGUCGACGUUGACAGCGUGGGCGAGUCGUUCGACGAGUACGAGUGGGCCGGCCAGAGUCGCGUCAGGGCGACUUCGCUCCUGCAGGGAGGCUUCCGGGCCGCCGGCUGGAACACGGCGAGCACCAGCAGCGGCGUCGGCAGCAGUGGCGCCGCGACCGCCGCUGGCCGCGCGCCGAACGACGACGAAGACGUCGACCUGGAUGUGGACGGAGACGCCUAUGGCAGAGCGCAGUUUUCGGAGGCAGACCUCAUUCCCCUGGCGAGCAGCGAGCCCAGCGAAGAGCGUGAGAGAAGGCUACGGCAGGCUGUAGUCUCCUCUGCUGGCCCCGUCGACCGGUCGAAUGCCUCGCCGAGGCGGGAAGAAGAUUGCGUCAUCCCAAAAGAAGUAGCGCACGUCCGGGAAGACAAGCCUGCAUCACAUGGUGCCGAACUGGACCUCCCCGAGGGGGCGAUGUCUCAAGUGGUGCAGUCGCUACGGGAACGACUGCGAGAGCUGGAGAGUGAAAACCAAGCUGUGUCCAAGUGCCUCAUUUGCAUGGAUCCUUAUGAAAACCCUGUGGUGUCCAUCGUCUGUUGGCACGUUCACUGCCAAGAAUGCUGGCUCAAGACCUUGGGUGCAAAGAAGCUCUGCCCACAGUGCAAUUCAAUCACCAGCGCCAGCGACCUGCGAAGAAUCUACCUGUGAUAAAGAAUGUUUGUGGCUUAUUAACUUUUUCAUUCUACCUACGUCUGCCUGGCUUUUGAUGAGACUGUUGGCACCUUCUUGUUGAUGUUCGUUCAAGAAAAUGAUUGACUUGUGCAUUUGUGAGAAGGGGGAAUUUUUAUUCAAGAUGCUGGUGCCACUUUCUCGCUGUGUAAGGCACAACUCUGUGAAUAGAAAAAGCUUGAUUACUAGCGGUUUAAUUUUUAUUAUCCUUUUUUAAAACUUUUUAGCAGGAAAGAACUACUGUGUUUUCACUCAUGUUUAUGUAUGUAAAUACAUUGCGAGUAAGGGGAAAGAACAAACCCUGAUGCCACCGUUUUGGCAGUUAUACAAUUCAUGUUUGUAUUACGUCAUUUGUUGUAUCUUCAUCAUGUCUGUUGGGUCACUUAAUGAUAGUUUAAAGUGGCAGUGCUGUCUGAAGUGUGUGAAGAAAGCAGGGCUGUCAGAGUCAUCAUUGCAAACUUUGCUCCGAAUGACUAUUGUAUCUCGCACGUCGCAUUAAAAGCGUGAUAUCUGCAAAUGUCAAGUAGGUCUAUUGUCAAUUUCGUGAAGCUCUCGGGUACGAGGGAGUGUAAAUAAAAGUUCACGUAUAUAAA
This is a messenger RNA of Rhipicephalus microplus (southern cattle tick), 2016 nucleotides long. Its product is annotated as E3 ubiquitin-protein ligase RNF220-like. Gene Ontology annotation, biological process: protein ubiquitination. Gene Ontology annotation, molecular function: metal ion binding; ubiquitin protein ligase activity. The record is from RefSeq and is a predicted model, not a curated record. NCBI's taxonomy places the organism in Eukaryota, Metazoa, Arthropoda, Arachnida, Ixodida, Ixodidae.